CUCGCAGAAUAAACAGUUAGGAAGUGAAAGUGAAAGUCAGUCUCCAUUUUGUGUUGAGGGGAAAAUACAGCAUUUCAGGAGUAAAAACACAAGACUAUUUCCUGUAAGUGAACUCUGAGCUGAUACAGGGUUUGAUUUAACACACCGAUGUUGGAGUGAAGUAAACGUGUGUCCUGCUGUAAUCUGGAGAAGGAGACAUGACCUCCAACAUGAGUGUGUCUGGAGAACAGGACUUAAAGAGAGACGAGAGAAUGAUGGAGGGAAAGAGAUCAGACUCACCAGAACCCAGCUGUGUGUCCAUGAAGAGUGACCGGUCAAUGCAUCAUCCAGUUAACUUCAGAGACGGAGCCAGUUCUCCUGAUGUGCGACCACAACAGAAGAAAUCAAACCUCAGCAGAAAUCAGCUGGACUCCAUAUUCAAGGAGCUGGAACACAAAGUCAUCACUCUGAUAAAGAAUGAGCUGAAGAGGUUUAGGAAGCUCCUGAGUCCAGAUUACCCAGCAUGCACUGAGAGGGAGGUGCAGGAUGAGGAGGAUCUGCACAGUGUCAGAGAGGGAGCGCUGAAGAUCACACUGCACGUCCUGAAGAACAUGAACCACACAGAUCUCGCUCACACACUGCACAACAAACUCGCCUCUGUGUAUCAGACAAAGCUGAAAUCCAGCCUGAGAGAGAAGUUUAAAAGAAUUAAUGAAGGAAUCUCACAGCAUGGAAGCUCAGCACUUCUGAAUGAGAUCUACACAGAGCUCUACAUCACAGAGGGUUGGAGUGGAGACGUCAAUAAUGAACAUGAGGUGAGACAGAUUGAGACAGCGUCCAGGAGACAAAAAGGACAAAAUGUGUAUGUGUGUGUAGUUGGCAAGGUCACUUUGUAAAGAAAUACUACGCGCAUGCGCACGUAAGCAUUCACGUCAACAUGUCCGCCAUAUUGAUGAGGGAAAGACCGCGCUGUAAACAAAUACAAGUAAACGGAGGAGCUGUGGUUUUUCUGGAUAAUAAUUUACAUGAUUUACCGGAGAUGAUAACGGCAUCGUUUUCAAAAACUUGCCCUUUGAAACCCGUUUUCCAAAGUUUUCAGGCCCCGAAACGCCGUCGUCAUGGAAACGAACAGCCAAACCGCAUCAGAAGUUUUCGGUUUUUAUUUUAAAACGUUGUGGUGUAAACGGCCCCUUAACAACUACAGCAAAAUGCUGCUUUUAUUGCUGAAGUCUUUCUGUAAACAAAUAGAAAUGAAAUAGAAUUUUUAUGAUUCACACUAUAAUACACUCCAUUCUUCUUCUCAAAGA
Molecule: messenger RNA, 1286 nt
Organism: Ictalurus punctatus (channel catfish)
Lineage: Eukaryota; Metazoa; Chordata; Actinopteri; Siluriformes; Ictaluridae
Exons: 6
Coding region: 198-875 (225 amino acids)
Source: RefSeq, a predicted model, not a curated record